UGUUGAACCCUGGAAUUAAUCAUAAUCUUGACAACGUCGCUUUAUGGCGACUCACUCAUACUGCGAGUCCUAUUUCAAUGUUGAUAAGCACCUGCGUAUAGCAGCCCCUUCCCCUUGUUAGCUAGUUCGCCAAUACAUCUCCUCGUCGGACCACGUUCUCUGUUUUCUUUCAAUAAAAUAUGUAAUUCUUAAUCCAAUAAUGACUACUCCGAAAAAUACCCAAAACACCUAUCCUCAUUAGGUUAUGGGCCCAGGAUUACGCGGAACGCGACGCGGUAUUGUCGUCCUAUGGAUUAAUGUGUUUUGUGGUUCCUGUGGAAUAAUGUGACUCGAUGCUCGGAAAAGGGCAGAAACUGAAAACUACUUUCAUCAUGUUGUGCACCAAAUAAUAUAAACUAAAACCCCGUUCUUUGUGUCUAAAAUUAAAAAAAUUUAAAACCAUCUUGUGAAGGGAUGAAAUAAAAAUUAAAAAUUAAAACCCCAUUUGUGAAAAAUAAAAUUAAAAUUAAAAUUAAAAAAAAAAAAAAAUUAAAAAUUUGUGAAGAACUGAAGUGACGGUAGUUAAUUCUGAACUUUGUGAAACCAGAAGUUCAGGAAAAUUGAAAUAACUUUGAAUUUUUUAAAAUACGGAACUCUUUGAACUUUUGAAAGAUAAGAAAAAUUAAAAUCAUUCUGAACUUUGUGAAAUCUGAAAGAAUAAAGUAAAAAUUAAAAAUGGAUAACAUCAAGCGCGAUGAACUUAGAGACAUUGAAAAACUGAAAGAUACCAGCAAUUUUCAAUUUUGGAAAUUCCAAGUUACAAUUGUUCUGAAAGCCGGAAACGCGUACGAGAUAAUGACGGGACAAAGUGUGAAACCUACAGCGGAUGGAGAAGAUGGAAAGAAGGACCAAAAACAACUCAAGGAAUGGCAGAAAGGAGACGCUCUUGCACAAAAAGUGAUCGUCCAAACGGUGGAGAGAAGUGUGAUGAUUCAUCUCAUGAACUGUGACAGCGCAAAAGCAAUGUGGGACGUACUUCUGAAACUUUAUGAACGAGAUGACACCGAACAAAGAUGCCAACUUCUGGAGGAAUUUUUCAACGCUAAAUAUCAGAAAGGUACUUCCAUCAUGAGCCAUGUGAGUACUCUGGAAAAUCUCUACACAAGACUGAAUGCUAUUAAGGGAAACGUGUCUGAGCAAAUGUUAAUAACUAAAAUUAUAACAACCCUACCUAGUCAUUACAGCUAUUUUUCUGCAGCUUGGGAAGCCACAGCUACUGAGACUUUAUGCUGA
Bemisia tabaci is the source of this 1272-nucleotide messenger RNA. The record is from RefSeq and is a predicted model, not a curated record. NCBI's taxonomy places the organism in Eukaryota, Metazoa, Arthropoda, Insecta, Hemiptera, Aleyrodidae.